AUGUGGGAAAGACAUGGGAAAAGGAGUUUCCGGGUGUCCGUGGGAUCUGAAGACUGGGUGCUGCUCUCCGAACCCGACGACGUUGCGGUAUUGUUUAGUGAUUCAAGUAUUCUUUCAAAGUCACCAGAAAGAAACGCUGCUGUGAAACCGUUUUUUGGAAAUUCCGUAUCUACUUCUGAAGGAGAAAGAUGGCGAUGGGCGCGAAAAUUAGUGCUAUCCAGUUUUAAUAUGAAGAAUAUGCAGCAGCGACUGAAUACUGUGAAUUCUCGUUCGGAUGUUCUCCUUAAGAUCCUUAGUAAUUACGACGGAAAAGGUCCAGUACCUCUGUAUCAAUAUUUACGACCAUUCAUGCUGGAUAUACUCUUCAAUACAUUAAUGGGUGUUGACAGCAAUUUCUUGGAGAACCCUAAUCAUCCGUAUUUGAUAGAAAGUGGCAAGGUUAUCCAUAUGAUAACGGAAAACUAUUUUUCGUAUUGGAGAAACAUUCGUCCUAUAUUCGCGCUGACGUCAACUUAUCGAGAACAGAUAGCCGCAAUCAAAACGAUACAGGAAACGGGCUCUAAUGUGAUUAGACAACGAAAAUCUAAGCUAAAGAAGAUUAUUGAUGACGUCAAGUUGAAUAAUAGAACGGUUGACGUCGAUGUACACGAGUUAAUACAAAAAAGAUUAUCAGAAGAUAACACCUUGUUGGACACAUAUUUAUUGAAGACUUUGCCAAACGGAGACCCGGUACCAGACGACGUGAUCAAUGAAGAAAUCAGCUUUAUUUAUUUUACAGGUCACUUCACAACCGCUGUGACGAUAAGCCACGCCCUCUACUGCCUUGCAAAAAAUCCUGAGAUACAGAACAAAGUGCUUGAAGAACAGCGUUCAAUAUUCAACACAGACUUCUUAAGAAAGCCUACGAUGCAAGAUCUGAACGAAAUGAAGUACCUAGAGGCUGCUAUUAAAGAAACUCUGCGCGUUAUACCGACUGUUCCCAAAAUAGGGAGAAAACUAAAUAAAGACAUGACAAUGAGAGAUGGCAGAGUCAUCCCCGCGGGAACCACUGUGAUAGUUUACUACGAAGCUAUGUUUGUCAACGAAAAAGUAUUCCCCGAACCGCAUAAGUUCAGUCCGGAGAGAUUUUUCGAGAACAAUAUUCAGUCGCAUGCAUUUCUGCCGUUUGGUGGAGGACCACGGAGCUGCAUAGGGUUCCGUUUUGCUUGGAUGGCCGUAAAAGCAGCUCUAUCCAACAUUCUGCGAAGAUACGAGGUCCUCGAGGGCGGGCCGGGCACUGAACCCCAGUUCUCAUACAGAAUCGUCACCGAAUCCAAAAACGGGAUAAAUGUUAAAUUGUCUAAAAGAUAA
Molecule: messenger RNA, 1350 nt
Organism: Pectinophora gossypiella (pink bollworm)
Lineage: Eukaryota; Metazoa; Arthropoda; Insecta; Lepidoptera; Gelechiidae
Product: cytochrome P450 4d2-like
Exons: 9
Coding region: 1-1350 (449 amino acids)
Molecular function (GO): monooxygenase activity; heme binding; iron ion binding
Source: RefSeq, a predicted model, not a curated record